Messenger RNA from Sorex fumeus (smoky shrew), 1453 nucleotides. It is a transcript of the gene HTR1A, whose product is annotated as 5-hydroxytryptamine receptor 1A. The record is from RefSeq and is a predicted model, not a curated record. The coding region runs from base 104 to 1375 and encodes 423 amino acids. Gene Ontology annotation, biological process: regulation of vasoconstriction; regulation of hormone secretion; adenylate cyclase-activating adrenergic receptor signaling pathway. Gene Ontology annotation, cellular component: plasma membrane. NCBI's taxonomy places the organism in Eukaryota, Metazoa, Chordata, Mammalia, Eulipotyphla, Soricidae. Gene Ontology annotation, molecular function: G protein-coupled serotonin receptor activity. The transcript has a single exon.
AGUCCCCGGGAGGAGGCGAGCGGAAGACCCCUGGGGGAGGGGCGGGGCGAGGGGCUCCCGGCUCCGCUUUCUCCCCUCCCCUCCCCGCGAAGGGCCAGCCGGCAUGGAGGUGCUCGGCCCUGGACAGGGCGGCAACAAUACCACCGCGCCCCAGGGUCCUUUAGGGGCACGCGGCAAUGAGACUGGCCUCUCCGACGACGUGACCUUCAGCUACCAGGUGGUCACCUCUCUGCUGCUGGGCACGCUCAUCUUCUGCGCGGUGCUGGGCAAUGCGUGCGUGGUGGCCGCCAUCGCCCUGGAGCGCUCCCUGCAGAACGUCGCCAACUAUCUCAUCGGCUCUCUGGCGGUCACCGACCUCAUGGUUUCGGUGCUAGUGCUGCCCAUGGCCGCGUUGUACCAGGUGCUCAACAAGUGGACGCUAGGCCAGGUCACCUGCGACCUGUUCAUUUCCCUCGACGUGCUGUGCUGCACCUCGUCCAUCCUGCACCUGUGCGCAAUCGCCCUGGACAGGUACUGGGCCAUCACCGACCCUAUAGACUACGUGAACAAGAGGACACCCCGGCGUGCUGCGGCGCUCAUCUCGCUGACCUGGCUCAUCGGCUUUCUCAUCUCCAUCCCACCCAUGCUGGGCUGGCGCACUCCCGAAGACCGCUCGAACCCCGACGCCUGUACCAUUAGCAAGGACCACGGCUACACGAUCUACUCCACUUUCGGCGCUUUCUACAUCCCCCUGCUGCUCAUGCUGGUGCUUUACGGGCGCAUCUUCCGAGCGGCGCGUUUUCGCAUUCGAAAGACGGUCAAGAAGGUGAAGAAGGGGGCAGAUGCCCGUCCGGGGACGUCUUCCGCCCCGCAGCCCGGGAGGAGUGUGAAUGGAGAGCCGGGGAGCCGAGAAUGGAGGCCGGCGGUGGAGAACAAGGGAGGAGGCGCCCCGUGCGCGAACGGCGCCGUGCGGCUGGAAGAGGAAGGCGCCGUCCUGGAGGUGAUCGAGGUGCACCGGCUGGGUCAUUCCAGAGAGCACCUGCCUCUGCCCAGCGAGGCUGGAGCUGGCCCCUGCGCUCUGGUGUCUUUCGAGCAGAAAAACGAGCGCAACGCCGAGGCCAAGCGCAAGAUGGCCCUGGCGCGCGAGAGGAAGACGGUGAAGACGCUGGGCAUCAUCAUGGGCACCUUCAUCCUCUGCUGGCUGCCCUUCUUCAUAGUGGCCCUGGUCCUGCCCUUCUGCGAGAGCAGCUGCAGCAUGCCCACCUUGCUGGGCGCUAUCAUCAACUGGCUGGGCUACUCCAACUCGCUGCUGAACCCUGUCAUUUACGCCUACUUCAAUAAGGACUUUCAAAACGCGUUCAAGAAGAUCCUCAAGUGCAAGUUUUGUCGCCGAUGAUGUUGGGGGCGAGCUAGCCUUCCCAGCUCUUGGGAGUCAGUCCUGACUUCUUUGCCUCAAACUUUCUCGCCCGCUUCG